AUGCCAGACUACGCCGAGGUCGCCGGCUGCUCGUCAUUCAAGAACCAACAGGAGCUACUGGACGGAUCCCCUUCGUAUGACAACUACGGCGCGUACGCUUCCACUACUCUGGUAGGCCGUUCAGGUGCCAUCAUGAACUCGCAACAGAAGCAGCAGCAGCAACAGCAGAAUGGAGUCGGGAUCAUGUACAACACCACUGCCCUGCACCAUCAGCAGCAGCAGCAGCAGCCGCAGAAUCAGUUCGAUGGGAAAAACGUCUACUCGGCUCCGACCACCGGCUGCCAUUACAAUAAUUUCAUAAAUCAACAUCAACAGCGACAUCAGCAACAACUGCAUCAACAGCAGCAGGAAGGUUCUUCUAAGAGGAUUGGAGGGGGAACGUCCUACGGAGGCGGGGGCAGCAUGAAGAGUCAGAAAAUGAACAUCAUCGAAAACCGGAUGGCGGAUAUGCUGCUGCUCAAUGGCGGCAGUCAGAGUUCGGUUGUGUCUGGUGCUGCUGGGCUGAUGGGUUCCAGUGGCAGCAAUCUGAAUGGGGCCAACAGCAGCACCAGUAAUCUGCUUCCGCUCGGGUCCGGGUCUGGGACCUCGGCAAGCGUACCCCACACGCCACUCUUCGGCACUAUCAAGCGCCAGUCAGCCUCGGCCAAGUACAACAAAAUAGGCUACAAUAAGGAUAAUAAACUCAAUUUCGGCGAUAAUGGGCGCUCAACCGAGCAGCCUUUGUUCAUCAAGUCCAAGUACGACGGGACCUGGUCCUCGGUUCCCAGUACGGCGGCCUCGUCCACCGGCAACAUAAAUAUGAUUAAUAAUUCGCCAUAUCACCAGCAACAGCCCUUGUUGGGUACCCAUCAUCAUCAGCAGCAUCAUCAGUCCCAUCAUCAUCAUCCCUUUGGAGCACCCGGACCAAAAGGUCACGGAGGAAGUACCGGCAAUAUUUUGGACCCAUCCCCGACGACGACGACGGCAAUGACAUCCGUUAGCGGCGGAAGCAGUGACCCAUUGCAAACAAAUAAUUUAGAUAAUCAACAAAUGCAGAACAGCAACAACAACAUCCAUGCUGCUAAUCCCGGCCCGGGAAGUAUUAACGGUUCUAGCAACGGAGGAAGUUCGCCGAGCUAUUUGGCCAGCUUCGGCAAGACGGAGAAUGUGUAA
Uranotaenia lowii is the source of this 1152-nucleotide messenger RNA. RefSeq lists its product as uncharacterized. The transcript has a single exon. The record is from RefSeq and is a predicted model, not a curated record. Lineage: Eukaryota; Metazoa; Arthropoda; Insecta; Diptera; Culicidae. Bases 1 to 1152 code for a protein of 383 amino acids.